This is a messenger RNA of Rotaria sp. Silwood1, 240 nucleotides long. The record is from the annotation of a GenBank genome assembly. Lineage: Eukaryota; Metazoa; Rotifera; Eurotatoria; Philodinida; Philodinidae.
AUGGAAGAUAAUAAUGAUAAUGAUGAUUUUCUAUUCAAUGGUUUAUUUUCCCCAAUUGAAAAAAUAUUUGCUGAUUUCGAUCGACUUUUCUAUGGUUUCUCAACUACAGAAUUUCAAAUAUCUGUUGUAGAUAAUCAUCAUGGUGAUGAAAAUCUUGACUCUACUAUAGAAAAAUAUGAUCUUAAUAAAGCAUUUCCAAGAACUUUUAUAAUAACAACAAUGAAACGAUCAACAACAUAA